GGCAGAGCGCGAGAGGACUGCGCGCGCCCGCUCCGCGCGCGUCCACACAGCUGUACCCACCUACCGCCGCUGUUGUCAUGGUGACCCAGAUACCCGCCUGAUCGGGUGUGUGUGCACGAGCGGCAGUAAGGAGGGAGGAAAGGAAGGUAUGAAGGAAGGAGGGAGGGGAAUCAGUCCGUGAAAGAGGAGGAGAAGGAGGAGGAGGAGGAGGAGGAGAGGGUGUUCUGCCGAGGUGGACGUGGCGGGUCCGGAGGACUGAGUUACAGCGGCGGAGGGGAAACCGAACCGAACCGAACCGAGAAAAGCCAGAUUAGCGGAACAUGAAGCGGACCAGCCGCAGGCUGCUUCCAGUUGGGUGACGGCGCUGCGUUCACGGACCGCCUCCUCGCCAUCUCUGGAUUCCUCUCAACCUUCGGAUCAGAACCGAGCCUUCCAGCGGUCGUGGAGCGAGGAGGAGGAGAAGAGGCGGGGCUUAUCGACCUCAGCGAUUCUUCAGGUGUAGGUUCGGGGUGCGGUGAGGAGGCUCGGCUCCGCCCCUCGCCAUGACGGACUUGGAGGCUGAGUGUCUGAGCCUCGGCCUGCCGCAGGACUGCGACUCGCCUCCCCCGCCUCUGGAUGCCUCCCUGCAGGUGGACUGCGGCCCGGGGCCCGCCGGCUCGGCGCCCGGCCUGGCCCUCCUCUCCUCGGACUGCCCCACGCCCACCCUCAGCUCGCUGGCGGCGGAGAUCGCCGAGCCGCUGGUGAUGCUGCCGUGCGUGAAAAGCGAGCCGGAGGACGGGGACCUGGACCCCAUCCGGACCGUCGACCUGUCGGAGAUCCAGCCGCUGUCCACCGCCGAGCUAGGCCACGACCAGAUCAAGAUGGAGAUCAGCGGCCUCGACUACAUCAAGUCUGAGCACCAUGGUCACCAUGGCAACCCCCACCUGGGCCCGUUUCACCACGCAAAUGUGUCGGAGCUGGACUACAAGUCGCACUACGAGCCGUGCUCCGUGUUCGACUACAUCUCCCAGGUUACAGAUACUCUGGAGUACAUCAAGUCGGACCACGCCAUGGACCUGCACUGUUACUACGAGCUGGGCUCCCUGAAGUCGGAGUACUCUGAGUCCACCGCCAUGUCGGCCCACCUGCACCACAACGGCUUGGAGUCCAUCCACAUGGCCGAGCUGCGCACGGAGCUCAACAAGCUGCGGCCGGACGCCCUGCUGCUGGAUGGGAUGGGCAAACCGGACCCCGAGUUCGGAGGGGGGACGCUGUACGAGCUCCAGCCCGUCCAGGACGGGGCGGGGCGGGCCAGCCAGGCCGGAGGGGCGCCGGGUUUGCUCAUCAAGACAAAAACCCAGAGUCCCACUGUGAGGAAACCCAGGAACAUGCAGGGGGAGAAACCCUUCUCCUGCGCCCAGUGUGGAAAGAACUUCAGCACACUGGGAAACCUGAAAACCCACCAGCGCAUCCACACCGGCGAGCGGCCCUACACCUGCUCGCAGUGCGGCAAGAGCUUUGGCCAGGCCGGCAACCUCAAACGCCACCAGCUGAUUCACACGGGCCAGAAGCCCUACGUGUGCGCCCACUGCCCCAAGGGCUUCACCAAGGCCGACGACCUGCGCUCACACCAGCGGCUGCACACCGGCGAGCGCCCCUUCAUCUGCGCCGCCUGCGGCAAGAGCUUCGGCCAGUCCAAGGAGCUGAAGGCGCACCAGCUGAGCCACACGGGCGAGCGGCCGUACUGCUGCCAGCACUGCGGCAAGAGCUUCACCAAGGAGACCAGCUACCGCAACCACGUCCAGAUCCACACGGGCGAGAAGCCCUUCUCCUGCUCGCAGUGCGGCAAGACUUUCAGCAACUCCGGCGUCCUAAAAACCCACGAGAAGAUCCACACGGGCGAGCGGCCGUUCGGCUGCACGCAGUGCGGGAAGAGCUUCGGUCGCCUCGGCCACCUGAAGGCGCACCAGCAGAUCCACACCGGCGAGCGGCCGUACGCCUGCCCUCAGUGCGGCAAGACUUUCAGCCAGUCGGGCCACCUCAAAGCGCACGAGCAGAUCCACAAACGGGAGCGGGCGGACACGGCCAGCACCAGCAGCGACGGCGGCAGCAGCAGCAGCGGCGUGAGCAGCGACAGCAGCUAAAGCAGAACCUUUAACCUCCGGAGAAACAAAGUAUUAUUCCUGUUUUUAUACGAUAGAAAGUUUUCUUACAUUUUCAUACCUUUUGUGCUCUUUUACAUUUUAUCUGUGGGCAGUGAACUUAUGCAAGGCUGAGUGACUGAGUGAGUGCGUGCGUGACUGAGUUCACCUUAUAUACUGUGUGUCUGAGGGGGGGGCGGCGCUGGACCGGCUCUUCAGGACCGGUCCCUAUUUUUGGAGUACUUAUGAAACACAAGCACAAAAGUUUCAUGUUUUUUUGUUUUAUAUUUACGUGUUUUUACUGAAUGGGACCAUCAACGCCGGACUGACCAGAACUAAAUGAAAUGUUUUAGAUCAACUUCCUGUUUUCGGGUCACCAUCUGCAGAAGGAGAAAGUCUGCAGCUCUGAUCCGGUUCCGGCGGUUUGUGGGUUAAUAACUUCAGGUCUGUUCCGUGUGAAAUUCUGGCCUCGGAGGGCGUCCUGCUCGCAGCAGCGGCUCCUCUGAGGCCGCCGGUCGUCUCCCGUUGAUGACCGACGCAGCCGGCGUCUGUUGCUGACGAUAAUCAGGCAGGAGCCUCUUGCUCCGUAACAUUCCACGUUAUUUUUCUCAAGCUCGGUGGGAAAAUCGGGCCCCUAAGGACCAAGCUCAGCACAAACAUCCCAGCACCCCCCCAACCAUGGAGAUCGCUCACUGUGUACAAAUCUUUAACGAAUGAUGUUGUUCCAACAAAAUGUAACAAGAAAAGACAAAGUGAUGCAGCAUCUUGUUAUUAAAGAAUCUGAUGUUACCUUUAAA
Molecule: messenger RNA, 2917 nt
Organism: Cyprinodon tularosa
Lineage: Eukaryota; Metazoa; Chordata; Actinopteri; Cyprinodontiformes; Cyprinodontidae
Exons: 3
Coding region: 543-2123 (526 amino acids)
Biological process (GO): regulation of transcription by RNA polymerase II
Cellular component (GO): nucleus
Molecular function (GO): DNA-binding transcription factor activity, RNA polymerase II-specific; RNA polymerase II transcription regulatory region sequence-specific DNA binding
Source: RefSeq, a predicted model, not a curated record